AUGAAAGAAAAGGCCACUGCUCAAUUUGGAAAAGGAAUAUUGGGUCAAAAGUGGAUGUAAUGCCACCACGCGGCACAAACGAUCUAAGGAUUCAACGGAACUUCGCUUAAACAUGACUAGACUACUCCGUAUGUGCUAUCCCUUUCAUCUCCGGCAGCGACCUUGCGCUGGGGAUGCGCCAGAUUAUUCAUGGCGGCGAACAUAAAGUGUCUCGAGCGAAUGCGAUGCCAUGACGACAGGGGACAGGAUUCGCUCCUCUGGACCUGAACGGGUCUCGACAGAUUAGACCGGGGGGAUGUGGAGGGGACGGCGGCAGGUCAACGGACCAGUCAGAAAAAAGCAAGCCAUUUCAUAUAGCUUCCGCAUCGGACGAUACAAAGGAUUUGCAGGGCAAUUUUCCUCGUAGCUGCAACUAUGUCGGGCACAGGUCGCCGAUUACUAUAGUGAUUGGAUCUCGCGCCGACGAUGGGCACAGUCUGCUUCCUGCUCCCGGCGUGCUCCGGGGGACUGGCUCUGUCUGUAAGUGUGUAUUCCAUUUGUUUCUGGUGCGGUUUCACCGCUCAAUCUGGCGCAAACCGGACGAACGAUAAGGAGCCGAGGGUGGAGCCUAUGCAACAUGCACGUUGGGCCAAUAUCGCUAGCCUAGGUCUGUCUCCUCGAUCCCCGGUAACAGGCUCGCGGAAUUGCAUGUUGGUGCAGUAGUCGCCCGAGAUACAUCGGUGCCGUACCAAUAAGUAAAUAGUGUCCCCAUCCAGUGUCUUAUAGUAGGUUUCUGUCGCGGCUAUCAUGCAUCCCCUUGC
This is a messenger RNA of Aspergillus caelatus, 800 nucleotides long. RefSeq lists its product as uncharacterized. The transcript has 2 exons. Bases 466 to 702 code for a protein of 78 amino acids. The record is from RefSeq and is a predicted model, not a curated record. Lineage: Eukaryota; Fungi; Ascomycota; Eurotiomycetes; Eurotiales; Aspergillaceae.